GCCUCUCUCCAUAGAACUCUAAAACAGUGUACGAAGUAGAAAAUGAAGGCGAGCAGGCAGAAAUGAAGCGUAUACGUCUUACAUCAAAACACCGGUAAUUUGUGUUGAGGCCGAGUGUGAAGCGGAGUUUAUUUCAUUUGGCUGGGACUGAGCUUGCAGUUCUUGAUGAGCAUGUCUCUCGCACAGAGAGUGCUCCUCACCUGGAUCUUCAGCCUCGUCUUCCUCAUCAUGCUGGUCCUCAAGUUGGAUGAUAAAAUUCAUUGGAACUGGUUCCUGGUCUUUCUUCCCAUCUGGACCUUCGACACCAUUCUCCUGCUCAUGCUCAUUGUGAAAAUGGCCGGCCGCUGUAAGCCAGGGUUCGACCCACGCAACGCAGCUGACAACCUGAAGAAGCGAGUUUGGUACCUGGUAGCCAUUUUGUUAAAGCUGGCCUUUAGUCUGUUGCUGUGUGCAAGGCUGGAGCGUCUGACUGAUAUCUGGCUGAGUUUCAUUUGUAUUCCUCUGUGGGCUCUUCUUAUCGGAGCCAUGGUGGAGCUCGGCUACAAUGUCUUCCACUUCUGAAGAGGCUGAGCGGGAAGACACUGAUUGACUUGGGAGAAAGUUGUAAAUAUGUUUUGUGCAUUAAUUUACAAGUGUCCAUGUGGAUUUGAAUAGCAACACAUUUAAGAAUCUGCUGCCUAAAAGCGGGAAUGUCUGUACAUAAAGAGUAAUUGAGAGUGGAUGCAUUGAUGAUUGCUGAUGGUUUAUGUUGUGGGUAUCAGGUAGCAGGUACUACAUUCGCCUACAUUUUGUUUGUUUGUUUGUUUUUUUUAUUUUGUGUCUCCUUGAAUUACACUAAUUUCUUUUAUGCCAAAUGCAGGCAAACUCCCAGAACCUAUUGUAGUUUCUGGGGUGUGUUAAUUUUGCACUGGAUUUAUUAGUUAACGAUGCUAUCAAAUAAGGAAACUUUAUAGCUACCAUUAGCAAUGUUCACGAUAUGAUUAAAAUAUCACACAAUCCCCUAAAAUGUCAAUGUUUUUCACAGCAGCAGGUUUUAUACACAAAACUUUUCAAUCAAAAUGGAAUUGUAGUAUUUUAUCAUCUGAAAGAUUAAAUUCUACCUUCCGAUAUGCGGAACGAAAGACUAUAAACCUGCCUUUUUACAUAAGUUACUAUUAGGGCUACAUGAAAAAACAAGCAGUCUUUAAAAAUAGAAUGUCCUGAAUGAAUAUAUCUGAGAUAACAGGAAAAAUUGUUUGUUUUAUUUUUGGCUGUUCCCUGAAAGUGUGUGGAGAUUUAUCCAUGCACACAUCUUGUUUUACUGAGUAUUAUAUUUUUACACUUGUUUACUUUAAAUCCUCACAUCCACACUGCUAAAAAGUGUUCAACUGAUGUUCUUCGUCAACAAUAUAAAAUGUUCACACCUUAGCAGAAGCAUAUUGCUUGUUAUUUUAGUGCACAUCUUAUGUAAAGCACCACCAUUAUCUGAGUUAUCAUUAAUGAAAUUGAUUUAAUAAUGAACAGCAAAUUAUAAUUUUCCCCGCACUAUACUGUAGAUAGAAGAAAUAUUGUGGAACAUUGAAAGGAAAAUUAUUUUCUGUUACUUGUUUAAUUGCAGCUAUUAAGCAGUCAUUCCCUCAGCCUCGCUUUUUAUCCUGCGAAAAACACAAUAAGCAUAUUUGUCAUAUUCCUAAGAUGUUCUCUGUACUACUUCUAUGUUACAAACUCUGACGUUGGUGACUCUCAAAAUGUUGAUAAUUACAUGUUGAAUAAACAUUAAAUAAUUUA
Molecule: messenger RNA, 1767 nt
Organism: Silurus meridionalis
Lineage: Eukaryota; Metazoa; Chordata; Actinopteri; Siluriformes; Siluridae
Gene: tmem60
Product: transmembrane protein 60
Exons: 2
Coding region: 166-561 (131 amino acids)
Source: RefSeq, a predicted model, not a curated record